AGCAACAGAAAUAGUGACAUUAAAAAAUCCAAACAAAAUGAAAGUUUAUGCAGCCAUUUGUUUAUUCUUCGCUUUGACCUCAGCCGAAUAUGUGGUGAAAACUCGUGAGAAUCUCUUACAAUAUCGCAAUGAAUGUGUUGCUGAACUUCAAAUUCCCGAGGCUCAAGUGGAACAGUACAAACAAUGGCAAUAUCCCAAUGAUGCCACUACCCAGUGCUACUUGAAGUGUGUCUUCUCCAAAUUUGGUUUGUUCGAUACCACCUCCGGUUUCAAUGUCGAGAAUAUUCACCAACAAUUAUUGGGCAGUCAGGCCGAAGCCAAUCAUGAUGAUGUUCUUCAUGCCAAGAUUGCUUCCUGCGUUGAUAAGAAUGAACAGGGUUCCAAUGCCUGUGAAUGGGCUUAUCGUGGUGCCACUUGCUUCAUUAAGAACAAUUUGCAGUUGGUGAAACAAAGUGUUGCUCAAGCUUAGUGAUAUUACUUAAGAGCGUAAGAUUUAGGGGGGGGGGGAGUGGUUCAUUUUGUAAAACACCACAGAGCUCAUUUUGAAAAUAUAAACAAUUUGU
Lucilia sericata (common green bottle fly) is the source of this 563-nucleotide messenger RNA. It is a transcript of the gene Obp99a, whose product is annotated as general odorant-binding protein 99a. The record is from RefSeq and is a predicted model, not a curated record. The coding region runs from base 38 to 469 and encodes 143 amino acids. The transcript has 2 exons. Gene Ontology annotation, biological process: sensory perception of smell. Lineage: Eukaryota; Metazoa; Arthropoda; Insecta; Diptera; Calliphoridae. Gene Ontology annotation, molecular function: odorant binding.